UGCAAAUAUAGAAUAACAUAAGCUAGCACAUAAGUGUAUUCCAGAAUGAGGGGAGCAGCAAUGCAACCAAACAUAAUGGACGUCUUGACUAUUACUGGGGUGUGUUGAGACCUAUUUUUAUACAGUAGAUGAUGGAGACCUUUACAUUUAUAAGGCAACAAUGUGUGGUUCUGCUCAUGUUUAUCAUCUUAUUUAUAUAUUAUAAUAAAAAAGAACUAGCGACGACAACAAAAACAGCGACGUGUAAAGAUUAAAGGACUGCAACUAAAGAUAUAAGGCUUAAUGUGCUGAUUGUUUUCUCAAUCAAUCAAAUGGUCAAUAAAAUAUUGAUAAAUGCCCAUCACAAUAUCCAAACCAAACCAACAACAACCAAAAUAUAUUAAAUUUCCAACCAUAUAAAACCGAGAUACGCAACAAAUUCUCAAAAUUGUCAGGCUGAAACCAGAGGAAGUUUGGCAUUUUUGCUUGAAAAAUGACCAGUUACGAGAUGUUUCCGCUCUAAACUCAAUAUUGACUUAUUUAGUGGAAAUUGACGCUUAACCUACGUCAAAUAGCCACAAAACACCACUUCAAACUGCAAACGUUGACGUAGGUUGUGCUCGAUGUUCUAAAAAUAAUACAUUUUCCGACAGCACUUGAAGGCAGCCUACGUUAGCCAGCAGGCUAGCUUAACAUUUUGCUAGCAUCGACAAAUUCGCGAUGCCUCCUUAUGCAGCUACAAAACACUGUUCGUUUAACGGUUCUGCUCCAUGGAUAAAGAAAUGAUGACCCCCCCUGGCUUAACACAGACUUAGCGAACUUGACAGAUUGACAAAUGGACGUCAAUGAGUAUGUUUUAUCAGCGGGCAGGUCCGUGCUGGACAUGGUGGAGCGGGAGUGGCAGCCCCUGUCUCCUGGCGAGCUGGAGCAGCGACUGGACCAGGCGGUGGAAGAGAUCCUGGAGGCUGACCUGAUAGCUAAACUUAAAACUCAGCCGCCGCCUCCUCCUCCUCCUCCUCCUCCUAUAUGUGUACAGUUACUGCAGAGCCAAGCUAAUGUGCAGCCCCAGGUUUUACAGACGACAACAUCCAGCAGUUCCCCGGAGGAUGAGGUACCAGCGCCCCGAGAACUGUUGGAUACUGUAGACGGUGCUGCAGUCAAGUACAUCACAGACAUGCUUCAAAGCUCCAAAUCCAGGGCCCGAAUGGCCGGACGGGCUCGCUUGUCUUUGUCCCACACUGUCCUGCUGUCCCUCACUCUGCUCUCCGAGCGCAUCAGCUACCGCUCUGUGUCCCGCCGCUUCCACCUGGAGAAAGGAAACAUCCACAGGAUCUUCUUUUCUUUCUGUGAGCGCAUCAACACGCUGGAAGAGAGGCACAUCAGGUGGCCAGUCGGCAAAGAGGCUGUAGAGGCCCUUUUCCCACUUUGUAGUCGUGAGAAGGAGCAGGAGGAGCAAGAAGGUGUCCCUCAGGUCCUGGGAGUGUUGGGACACACCCGCAUCCCUAUCCGUUUGCCUAUAGGGAAAUAUGAUGUGGAGAGCACAGUGCCUGAGGUGAAGAGGAUGAAGAAGGAGGCCCAUCCUGACUCCUGGCUAAACCUUGAGCUCACAUGCGACCGUAAAGGCCGGUUCCUACACUGCAGAAUCAGUAAAGGAUCAGACGUGGACAGAGGCGUCGCUCUGAGAGACAAACUUAAACAGCAUCCUGAACUGAUGCCCUCUAGCUCCUGCCUUGUGGCCAGAGCCGGUUACCCACUCACUGCUCAUAUUUUAACUUCAUACUCAGAAAGUCACGGACCAAGAGAGGAGCUCUUCAACCAGACACUGGAGGAGCAUUUUCACAUCCUGGAUCAGGCUGUUGCCAACCUGAGGGCCCGAUUUCAAAGGCUCAGGUAUCUGGAUAUUGGAAACUAUGAUCGAGCCAGAGCUGUUGUGCUGACCGCCUGUGUGUUGCACAAUGUGUUUUUGGACAUGGGACAAGUGGUACAAGGAGAAGUUGAGAAAGAGGUAGCCAUAAUCCAAGAGGGAGAGACGGAAGUAGAUGAAGAGGGUGUACACAGACGGAACGUCAUCUCAGAUUUGUUGUUUAAAAACGUUGAUUCUGGAAGCACAUGAUGUGAUGAUGUGUGGUGGGAAACUUGGGUUCCUUGAUGUAAAUGUACAGUUUUGUAAUAUAAAGGUUUAUUUUAACAGUCUCUACUGUCUGCACACAUAACACUCAGGGAUAUAUUUCUUGUUAAGGCAUUUACACGGUGUGUAACAGUUGUCCACUGAAAGAUGUAACAGCCAAUACAUGUCUCUAAUGUAGCAUAAUAAAGCAUAUGGGUAAGGAACACAAAUAA
This is a messenger RNA of Perca fluviatilis (European perch), 2319 nucleotides long. RefSeq lists its product as uncharacterized. The transcript has 3 exons. NCBI's taxonomy places the organism in Eukaryota, Metazoa, Chordata, Actinopteri, Perciformes, Percidae. The record is from RefSeq and is a predicted model, not a curated record. The coding region runs from base 815 to 2092 and encodes 425 amino acids.